Chionomys nivalis (European snow vole) is the source of this 1477-nucleotide messenger RNA. RefSeq names its product neuraminidase 2 (gene Neu2). Bases 7 to 1146 code for a protein of 379 amino acids. The transcript is spliced from 2 exons. Lineage: Eukaryota; Metazoa; Chordata; Mammalia; Rodentia; Cricetidae. Gene Ontology annotation, molecular function: exo-alpha-sialidase activity. Gene Ontology annotation, cellular component: cytoplasm; lysosome; membrane. The record is from RefSeq and is a predicted model, not a curated record. Gene Ontology annotation, biological process: oligosaccharide catabolic process; ganglioside catabolic process.
AGGCCCAUGGCGACCUGCCCUGUCCUGCAGAAGGAGAUACUGUUCCAGACAGGAGUCUAUGCUUACAGAAUCCCGGCUCUGCUCUACCUGUCGAAGCAAAAGACCCUGCUGGCCUUUGCGGAAAAGCGCCUGACCAAGACGGAUGAGCAUGCAGAUUCGAUCGUCGUACGAAGAGGAAACUACAAGACAGCCACCCGUCAAGUCCAGUGGCAAGCUGAGGAGGUGGUGACCCAAGCCCGGCUGGAGGGCCACCGCUCCAUGAACCCGUGUCCCUUGUAUGACAAGCAGACAAGGACCCUCUUCCUGUUCUUCAUCGCCAUCCCUGGGCAUGUAUCAGAACACCACCAGAUCCAGACCAGGGUUAAUGUCACACGGCUAUGCCACAUCACCAGCACUGACCAUGGGAGGACCUGGAGCCCUGUCCGGGAUCUCACAGAUACCACCAUUGGCAACACUCACCAGGACUGGGCCACGUUCGGUGUGGGGCCUGGGCACUGUCUGCAGCUGCGAAACUCAGCGGGGAGCCUGCUGGUGCCCGCUUAUGCCUACCGGAAACUACAUCCUAGCCAGACACCUGCCCCCUUUGCCUUCUGCUUCCUCAGCCACGACCAUGGGAACACUUGGGAACUGGGUCACUUUGUGUCCCAGAACACACUGGAGUGCCAGGUGGCUGAGGUUGGCACUGGUGCCCAGAGGGUGGUCUAUCUCAAUGCUAGGAGCCACCUGGGAGCCAGGGUCCAGGCACAAAGUCCUAAUGGUGGCCUAGAUUUCCAGGACAAUCAGGUAGUGAGUAAGCUUGUAGAGCCCCCCAAAGGCUGCCACGGAAGUGUGACUGCCUUUCCCAACCCCACCUCAGUGGCAGAUGCCUUAGACGUGUGGCUGCUCUAUACCCACCCUACGGACUCCCAGAACAGGACCAACCUGGGUGUGUACCUCAACCAGAAGCCACUGGACCCCGCAGCCUGGUCAGAGCCCACCCUGCUGGCCACAGGCACCUGUGCCUACUCGGAUUUGCAGAACAUGGGGAGUGGCCCUGAUGGCUCCCCACAGUUUGGGUGUCUGUAUGAGUCAGAUAACUAUGAAGAGGUCACUUUUCUCAUGUUCACCCUGAAGCAAGCUUUCCCAGCGGUAUUUGGUGCCCAGUGAUUUCGUUGCAUGGGACCCAAAGUCUUUCCUUGUGCUUCAAAACAUCCAUCUUUCCUCCCUUCCAGCAUCCUCUAGACUGGAGGCCAGCUCUUGGGCUCUUCCUCGGGAGUUUGCAGAGAGCUUGGUCUCUUGGCUCUUCAUAGGUUCUGUUGUUCCGGUUGCCACAGUGGAUCUAUUUCCAGCCCAGAAAUCAAAGGAGCCUGGCUUUCCCCAGGCUUUUGACAGGGAAGGUGGGGACAGAAUAUACAGAGGCUGCUAUCCUGUGUGUCAGCUGUCACUAUGCUAGCUUAGCCUGCCUGUUUCCCCACUCCUAGUUUUUCGGUGAGUUCUU